AGUAGUCUAUUGACCAGUGCUAAAAUAUAACUCGAGUUGACCGGUUGUGUUUUUGAAUAAAUCUUUAAGCGAUUAAUCGUACGUCACGAUUUAAAAAUACAUUGAACAUAAAAUGUAUGAAAUAUUUAAUUGAAUACAUUGAUAAUUAUACACUACGCAUACACACGUACAUAUAUAAUAUAUUUACAUACACUUGACGUGGAUUUGAAAAGCCUGUCAAAAUGAUCAAAUUGCCGUGGCUGAUGAUUAUGUUGGCUCUCAUUAGUAUGGUCCAAAAAACUAAUUCAAUGACACAAAAAUAUACUUCAGAGGACACAGCUCUAAAUACGACUCCAAGAUUUAUGGAAUAUCAAAGUAUUGGACAUCGAGCGAAUAUUAAAAACACAAAUUCAAGCACUGUAUUCAUGUCGAACCGAACAAGUUAUGAGUUGAAAAAAGAAUAUUCAACCAAUAACAGUAACAUACAAUUUAAUAACAAUAAAAAAUUACCUCCAAAUAAACCGUCAUCAAUAAUUACAUUUCCAAGUAACAUCGAUAUAAGGAAAGGCUCUGGAAUUUCAAUCAAAAAACUUAUACCAGAUCAUCAUGAGAUUGAAAAGUGUUCAAAGAACGAAAGUUUUUGCGCAGAAGUUGAUAAUUAUCCUAGGCAUGAUGUGCUACGUAUUCUAAGAACCAGCAAGUUUAUGUCGUCUACCUUUUUUGGUGUAGAUACUAUAAAUGAUAUAGAGACAAGAUUUUCUUUUGAUAACCUUCAGCCAUUCUGUGAAUCUAAAGAGGAAAUAAUAUUUCCAGAAGCAAGUGAAAAUAAAGAUUCAGAUUGGCGUUUUAUCAUUCAAGAUAAAAAUGAUGAUAGUAACUAUAGACAAGGAAUCAGAGUGGAAAAAUGUGUAAAUGCUGAUAAAACAUGUAAAUUUGGGGAUCAUUUGCCACAGGGCUACAUAACAACUUGUGUACAAAAAUACACGUAUAAGAAAUUGAUGGCCAUAAAAGAAACAAAUGAAAUAUAUUAUGAUAGUUUUAAAUUACCAUCUUGUUGUAUGUGCAUGUAUACUGUAAAUACUGGGUUAUUAACCAGAAAAGGUGGAUUAUCAGAAGAUGAGACAAUGAUUCAAAGUCGAUUUGAACAUAAAAAAAAAAAUUAAGCUUUAGGUUUUUAACACAUGAUA
This is a messenger RNA of Sipha flava (yellow sugarcane aphid), 1166 nucleotides long. RefSeq names its product protein spaetzle (gene spz). The record is from RefSeq and is a predicted model, not a curated record. NCBI's taxonomy places the organism in Eukaryota, Metazoa, Arthropoda, Insecta, Hemiptera, Aphididae. Gene Ontology annotation, cellular component: extracellular region. Bases 222 to 1142 code for a protein of 306 amino acids. Gene Ontology annotation, molecular function: growth factor activity; Toll binding. Gene Ontology annotation, biological process: central nervous system formation; innate immune response; regulation of Toll signaling pathway. The transcript is spliced from 7 exons.